UCAGUGUGUGUUUUUUUGAAUGCAGAAUUAAAGAGGAUAAUCUUUUUUUUUUAUUAUUUUUUAGAACAUUAUAAACACCACUGGUUCCCAGAAAAGCCAUGCAAGGGAUCAGGUUACCGAUGUAUCCGGAUCAACCAUAAAAUGGAUCCUCUCAUUGGACAGGCAGCACAGCGGAUUGGAUUGAGCAGUCAGGAACUGUUCCAGCUUCUUCCGAGUGAACUCACUCUAUGGGUUGACCCGUAUGAAGUGUCCUAUCGUAUUGGAGAGGAUGGCUCAAUCUGUGUGCUCUAUGAAGCUGCACCAGCAGGAGGUAGCCAAAAUAACGCCACCAUGGUAGACAGCAGAAUAAGCUGUAAGGAGGAACUUCUCUUGGGCAGAACUAGCCCUUCCAAAAGCUACAAUAUGAUGACUGUAUCGGGUUAAGAUAUAGUCAGUGGAUGGAUCACCUUAAAAUGGAUGGAUAAGUUUGGUUUUUACUUUGGGUGGGCACCUCUAGGGGAUGGAUUAUGGAAUUUAAACCAUGUCACAGCUGUGAAGAUCUGGCACACGUUAGAGUGGUAUUCUUUAAAGUGACAGUGCCAUAGUUUGGACAGUACCUUUCAGUGAUUUAAUAGCCUGUGAGUCAAAAUGAUUACAACUUGCUAGGGAGUGAAGAUCUAGGAAGGGUCAGUUUCUCCAAGACAUCUUACUUAAUUUCUACACCAAUUCUUUCAACUCCAAUCUGUAUUUAUAAAGUGAUUCUCUGCAGUACGUCUUGCAGAGUAAAUUUGCACUAUUACAUUUAUUAAUUGUUAGCAUUUUUGGCAGCUCAGUAACAAGACUUACUGUUAUGAACACAAUAGUACUGGAAAUUUUAUCUUUCAGACUUUUACCUAGCACUUACAACUGUGUAUAAAUGUACAUAAGAUAAACUAGUAAGAAUGACCUGGGGAAAUGGUCAGAUCUUUAUAUUGGCCUCAGAAGUAGCAAGUGAUCAGAGUUUGCCAUGGCAACAGGCUUUAAAAAAGACCAUAUAAAGACACUGUCUGAACUGUGGUGUUAGCACCAGCCAGCUAUCUGUACAUUUGCUAGCUUGUAGUUUUCUAAGACUGAGUAAACUUCUUAUUUUUAGAAAGUGGAGGUCUGGUUUGUAAUUUCCUUGUUCUUAAUUGGGUAAAAGUCUUUUCCACAAACCACCAUCUAUUUUGUGAACUUUGUUAGUCAUCUUUUAUUUGGUAAAUUAUGAACUGGUGUAAAUUUGUACAGUUCAUGUAUAUUGAUUGUGGCAAAGUUGUACAGAUUUCUAUAUUUUGGAUGAGAAAUUUUUCUUCUCUCUAUAAUAAAUUGUUUCCUAUCUUGGCAUUUUAA
Meleagris gallopavo (turkey) is the source of this 1347-nucleotide messenger RNA. The record is from RefSeq and is a predicted model, not a curated record. NCBI's taxonomy places the organism in Eukaryota, Metazoa, Chordata, Aves, Galliformes, Phasianidae.